Messenger RNA from Tyto alba (common barn owl), 3433 nucleotides. It is a transcript of the gene TRIM67, whose product is annotated as tripartite motif containing 67. The record is from RefSeq and is a predicted model, not a curated record. The transcript is spliced from 10 exons. Gene Ontology annotation, molecular function: protein binding; zinc ion binding. NCBI's taxonomy places the organism in Eukaryota, Metazoa, Chordata, Aves, Strigiformes, Tytonidae. The coding region runs from base 259 to 2547 and encodes 762 amino acids.
CUUUCCCUCGCCCCAGGCAGCCUCCAGCCGCCGCCCGGCUCCUCCGGCCAGGGCCCCGCCGCCCGGCGCUGUCUGUCCCCGGCGGGUGCUGAACCGCCGGGGCGGGAGCGGGGCCCGGAGCCCCCCCGGCCUCUCCCCGGCGCCCGGAGGCGAGGUGGGCGGCGAAGGGCGCCGCGGGGGGAUGGGGGGAGCGGGCGGCCACCCCGCGCCGCCCGCCUGAGCCCGCCCGAGCCCCGCGCACAAAGCCGCGCCGCGGCCAUGGAAGAGGAGCUGAAGUGCCCGGUGUGCGGCUCGCUCUUCCGGGAGCCCAUCAUCCUGCCCUGCUCGCACAAUGUCUGCCUGCCCUGCGCCCGCACCAUCGCCGUUCAGACCCCGGAGAGCGAGCAGCACCUGCCGCCCCUGCUCCACCCGCGGGGCCCUGCGCCGCCGCCCGCCGCCGCGGCGCCGGGGCCGGGGCCGGGGGCGACCGCGGGCUCCGCCGCCUGCCUGGACUCGGAGUGCGCGGCGGGCGGCGGCGGCGGCGGCGGCGGCGGCGGCGGCGGCGGCGGCGGCGGCGGCGGCGGCGGCGGCGGCGGCGGGGGGGACCACGCGGACAAGCUGAGCCUGCACAGCGAGACCGACAGCGGCUACGGCUCCUACACGCCCAGCCUGAAGUCCCCCAACGGCGUGCGGGUGCUGCCGCUGGUGCCGGCGCCCCCGGGAGCAGCGGCGGCGGCGGCUCCGCGGGGCACCGGCCCCGCCAGCUCCUCCCUCACCUGCCCGCAGUGCCACCGGAGCGCCUCGCUGGACCAGCGCGGCCUGCGCGGCUUCCAGCGCAACCGGUUGCUGGAGGCCAUCGUGCAGCGCUACCAGCAGGGCCGCGCCGCCGCCGCCGCCAAGUGCCAGCUCUGCGACCGCAGCCCGCCCGAGCCGGCCGCGGUGCUGUGCGAGCAGUGCGAGGUGCUGUACUGCAGCGCCUGCCAGCUCCGCUGCCACCCGGCCCGCGGGCCCUUCGCCAAGCACCGCCUGGCGCCGCCGCCCGCACACCCGGGCGCCCCCGACGGCGGCGGCGGCGGCGGCGGGAAGGGGGCGGGCGGCGGCUGCAAGCUGCCGACGUGCGCCGAGCACGACCUGGAGAACUACAGCAUGUACUGCGUGAGCUGCCGCAGCCCCGUCUGCUACCAGUGCCUGGAGGAGGGCAAGCACGGCAAGCACGAGGUGAAGGCCCUGGGCGCCAUGUGGAAGCAGCACAAGGCACAGCUGUCUCAGGCUUUAAAUGGUGUUUCAGAUAAAGCAAAGGAAGCUAAAGAAUUUUUGGUUCAGCUGAAAAAUUUACUGCAGCAGAUCCAGGAGAACGGGUUGGAUUACGAAGCCUGUCUUGUCGCUCAGUGUGAUGCCUUGGUUGAUGCGUUAACGCGACAAAAGGCAAAACUGCUCACAAAGGUGACCAAAGAACGUGAGCACAAGCUGAAGGUUGUUUGGGACCAGAUAAAUCACUGUACACUGAAGCUACGCCAGUCAACAGGGCUCAUGGAGUACUGCCUAGAAGUUAUCAAAGAAAAUGAUCCCUCUGGGUUUUUACAGAUUUCGGAUGCUUUAAUCAAGCGUGUUCAGGUAUCUCAGGAACAGUGGGUCAAAGGAGCCUUGGAGCCAAAAGUGUCUGCUGAAUUUGACUUGACUCUGGAUAGUGAACCUUUACUGCAGUCGAUUCACCAGCUGGAUUUUAUUCAGAUGAAAUUUCCUGUUACAGUGCCACCCGUCCCAUUACUGCAGCUGGAGAAGUGUUGCACCAGAAACAACAGUGUGACAUUGGCCUGGAGGAUGCCACCUUUGAGCCACAACCUGGUGGAGGGUUAUAUCUUGGAACUUGAUGAUGGAGAUGGUGGCCAAUUCCGAGAAGUAUAUGUUGGCAAGGAGACUCUCUGCACCAUCGAUGGCCUUCAUUUCAACAGUACCUAUAAUGCAAGGGUCAAAGCUUUCAAUGCAUCGGGAGUUGGUCCUUACAGCAAGACAGUUAUUUUACAGACGUCAGAUGUGGCCUGGUUCACCUUCGACCCCUCCUCAGCUCACAGAGACAUAGUGCUGUCAAAUGACAACCAGACUGUCACCUGCAACAGCUACGAUGACCGGGUUGUUCUUGGCACAGCAGCCUUCUCCAAGGGCGUGCAUUACUGGGAACUGCAUGUGGACCGGUAUGACAACCAUCCAGAUCCAGCCUUUGGCAUUGCCAGGAUUAACGUUGUCAAGGACAUGAUGCUCGGCAAGGACGACAAGGCAUGGGCCAUGUACGUUGACAACAACCGCAGCUGGUUCAUGCACUGCAAUUCUCACACCAAUCGGACCGAAGGAGGAGUUUCUAAAGGUGCCACUGUCGGUGUUCUCCUGGAUCUGAACAAGCACAACCUGACCUUUUACAUAAAUGGGCAGCAGCAAGGGCCUCCAGCGUUUGAAAAUGUCGAGGGUGUCUUCAUGCCUGCAUUGAGCCUCAAUCGAAACGUCCAGGUGACCCUGCACACAGGACUGGAGGUGCCACAGUGUGUAAAACAGCCCAAGUUGCCCAACAACUGAUGAAGCCUCUGCCUGACCCUGUGCUGGAUUCUGUAAGCUUUCUCAGUGUGAUUUGGCACUUUUCAGUAAGUCAGUGAAAAAGCAGUCUCUUCCCUGACUUAAACCAUUGUACAGUAUGUUGCUCACUGAAUAAUCUGCUGGUUACAGCUAGCCCACUCCAUUUUUAAUUUAACAGCCAUAGUGAGCAUACCCACUGAACUGACGGUCAAUUGCAUGUGGGUACCUGAACAUAUAUACACUUCAUACAUAUGUACACACAUGUGCACACAUACAUGUACAUUUGUAAAGCAAAAGGUAAAAUGAGUGUAUUUUCUCUCUCAUGGCUAGAAUUUCGCUUAAAAGAUAUUAUGGAUGAUGGAAAAAAUGGGUAAGACUAAGACUGGGGGACAACGGCUUUUGGAGCAAUUUACCAGUGGGUGAACUAGAUUCCCUUGCCACCUGAAGUCCUUAAAUCAAGAAAGCAUAUGUUUUGACAGCUGAAGUGGAGGCUGUGUGCUCAAGAAUUCCUGAUUGUCCAUUACAUUCAGGGGCUCAAGUGACCAUUAAUUAUUCCUUCUGGCUUUAGACUGCAGUAAGAUGUUCCCCUAGAAUUCAGUGGCAGAAUUUAUCUCAUUAUCUUCAACGAGAAUAAGAUUGGUUUCCAGACACUGCCAUGUAAUAGUUGUGCUCAUUUUAGCUAACACCAUGAUACACACAGAAUUCAGAUACCAGAAGUAGAGAGAAAAAUAUCCUUGAUACAUUUUAGUGUUUGUUACUUAGUUGUCAUUGUGGAGACUAUCACAUACAGAAGAUCUGACUGUGAUUAUCAGCACAACUCUUGAAAAAGGGCACAGGGGAGAUCCCUCUGAAUUGAACUGAGAAGAGACUUAUUUAAAUAUGGCACAUA